Rhododendron vialii is the source of this 4603-nucleotide messenger RNA. Its product is annotated as pleiotropic drug resistance protein 1-like. The record is from RefSeq and is a predicted model, not a curated record. Gene Ontology annotation, cellular component: membrane. Lineage: Eukaryota; Viridiplantae; Streptophyta; Magnoliopsida; Ericales; Ericaceae. Gene Ontology annotation, molecular function: ABC-type transporter activity; ATP binding; ATP hydrolysis activity. Bases 189 to 4526 code for a protein of 1445 amino acids. The transcript is spliced from 24 exons.
CAGAGAGAGAGAGAGAGAGAGAGAGAGAGAGAGAGCCAAUUUUCUUCUGGUGAUUCAGCUAUCACUCUCUUACAACAACACUCGUGGGAGAGAAACAGAGCACAACUCCAUUUACUCAUCAGCUCUGGAAAUCAGGAAACAAGAUCCACUGGAUAAUUUGAAACUUGAGAUUACCGAUUGGGUCGAUAAUGGAGGGAGGAGAGAAGAACUUAACUAGAGCGAUUUCCAAUGUCUGGAGGAACAGCGGGAGAGAGGUUUUUUCUCUCUCUUCCGAUGAAGAAGACGACGGAGAAGCACUGAAAUGGGCAGCUCUGGAAAAACUACCAACAUUUGUGAGGAUCAGGACAGGAAUUCUGAGUGAAGAUGAGGGACAAUUUAGAGAAAUUGAUGUCAAGAAACUUGGUGUGAUAGAGAGAAGGAAUUUGGUGGAAAGGCUUGUGAAAACUGUUGAGGAAGAUAAUGAGAAGUUCUUGUUGAAGCUCAAGGAAAGAAUUGACAGAGUUGGGAUUAAUCUUCCGACUAUUGAAGUGAGAUUUGAGCAUUUGAAUGUCGAUGUGGAGGCCUAUGUUGGUGGGAGAUCACUGCCAACGAUUUUAAACUUCUUUGUUAAUAUUUUCCAGGAAUUCUUGAAUCAUCUCCAGAUUAUUCCAAGUAAGAAGAUGCCCUUGACAAUUCUCCAUGAUGUUAGUGGAAUCAUCCAGCCUAGCAGAAUGACAUUGCUUUUAGGCCCACCAAACUCUGGAAAAACAACAUUGCUGCUAGCUUUGGCCGGAAAACUUGAUCCUAAUCUAAAAGUUUCAGGGAUAGUAACGUACAACGGUCAUGGAAUGGAUGAGUUUGUCCCCCAAAGGACAUCAGCCUAUACAAGCCAGCAUGACCUGCAUAUAGGAGAACUGACAGUGAGAGAAACACUAGCUUUUUCAGCUCGAUGCCAAGGGGUUGGGCCUCGUUAUGAAAUGCUAACCGAAUUGUCCCGGAGGGAAAAAGAAGCCAACAUUAAGCCAGACCCAGAUCUUGAUAUUUACAUGAAGUCAGCAUCGCUACAAGGCCAGAAGGCCAAUGCGGUCACAGAAUAUGUACUUAAGAUUUUGGGGCUGGAAGUUUGUGCUGACACUCUAGUAGGUGAUGAAAUGCUGAGAGGAAUUUCCGGUGGGCAGAAAAAACGAGUCACAACAGGGGAGAUGCUAGUUGGACCAGCUAGAGCGCUCUUCAUGGAUGAGAUAUCAACUGGCUUGGACAGUUCUACAACUUUUCAGAUUGUGAACUCAAUCAAGCAGUACAUCCAUAUCCUCCAAGGAACUUGUGUUAUCUCCCUCCUCCAGCCGGCACCAGAAACUUACGACUUAUUCGAUGACAUAAUUCUUCAAUCAGACGGUCAAAUUGUAUACCAAGGGCCCCGUGAGAAUGUGCUUGAGUUCUUUGAACACAUAGGCUUCAAGUGUCCAGACAGGAAAGGGGUGGCUGACUUCUUACAAGAAGUGACGUCGAGGAAAGAUCAAGAGCAGUACUGGACAAGGAGACAUGAGCCUUAUGGUUUUGUUACUGCCAGGGAAUUUGCAAAGAUAUUUCAGUCCUUUCAUGUUGGUCGGAAGCUAGAGGACGAGCUUUCCAUCCCGUUUGACAAAGCCAAGAGCCACCCGGCGGCCUUAGCAACUAAUAAAUAUGGUGUCAGUAAGAAAGAACUGCUGAAAGCUCUCAUAUCCAGGGAGUACUUGCUCAUGAAGAGGAAUUCGUUUGUCUACAUAUUCAAGAUGACUCAACUUAUUAUAAUGGCAUUCGUUGUGAUGAUGAUAUUUUUACGAAGUGAGAUGAGCAAGAAAACAAUAGAAGAUGGUGUGAUUUUCAUGGGUGCUCUCUUCUUUACUCUCCUUACGACUAUGUUCAAUGGGUUCGCAGAGCUAGCCAUGACUAUCAUGAAACUUCCUCCCUUUUACAAGCAAAGGGAUCUUCAUUUUUUCCCUGCGUGGGCAUUUGCUUUGCCCACAUGGAUCCUCAAGAUCCCAAUAACAUUUAUAGAAGUUGGUAUUUGGGUGUUCACCAGUUAUUAUGUUAUAGGUUUUGAUCCAAACGUCGGAAGGUUGUUCAAAAUGUACCUUCUACUCCUUUGCGUUAAUCAGACAGCAUCUGGACUGUUCCGACUUAUUGCUGCAUUAGGACGAAACAUGAUUGUGGCAAACACGUUUGGCUCAUUUGCAUUACUUGCAAUUCUGGUGUUGGGAGGAUUUAUAUUGUCAAGAGAUGAUAUAAAGAAGUGGUGGAUAUGGGGUUAUUGGGCCUCGCCUCUGAUGUAUGGGCAGAACGCUAUAGCGGUGAAUGAAUUUCUUGGGGACAGUUGGAGACACGUGCCUCCUAAUUCUACAGAAUCAUUAGGAGUAUUGGUUUUGAAGUCUCGUGGAAUAUUUCCAGAAGCCCAUUGGUAUUGGAUUGGAGUAGGAGCUUUAGUUGGAUAUGUUUUUCUGUUCAAUGCCUUGUUCUCUUUGGCUCUCGCAUAUCUCGGCCCAUUUGAGAAGCCUCAGGCAGUUCUUUCUGAUGAAACCUUAGCUGAGAGAAAAGCUUGUAAAGCAGGAGAAGUUAUUGAGCUCCCUUUGAGAGAUAAGAGCUCGUUCGGAAGGGGCGAUGAAGUUCAAAGAAGUGUAUCACUGAAAUCAAGCUCUUCAAGAAUGAGGAGCAUUAGUGAGGCUAACCAAAAUAGGGAGCGGGGAAUGGUUCUACCAUUUGAGCCCCUUUCCAUCUCUUUUGAUGAUAUCAAGUAUUCUGUAGACAUGCCACAGGAAAUGAAAGCACAAGGUAUACCAGAAGACCGGCUAGAACUCCUGAAAGGAGUGGGUGGUGCUUUUAGACCAGGAGUCCUUACAGCGCUAAUGGGUGUUAGUGGGGCCGGUAAGACCACUUUGAUGGAUGUCUUGGCUGGUAGAAAAACUGGUGGAUAUAUUGAAGGGAGGAUCUUGGUAUCAGGAUACCCAAAGAAGCAAGAAACAUUUGCUCGCGUAGCUGGAUAUUGCGAGCAAACUGAUGUUCAUUCUCCUCAUGUCACAGUUUACGAGUCUUUGAAUUACUCUGCGUGGCUUCGGUUGCCUCAUGAAGUUGAUUCUGCCACCAGAAAGAUGUUUGUUAAUGAGAUAAUGGAGCUGGUUGAGCUAACACCAUUAAGGGAAGCCCUUGUUGGGUUGCCAAGCGUAAGUGGUCUUUCGACCGAGCAACGCAAGAGACUUACAAUUGCAGUUGAGCUUGUAGCCAACCCAUCAAUAAUUUUUAUGGAUGAACCAACGUCAGGACUUGAUGCUAGGGCUGCAGCAAUAGUGAUGAGAACGGUGAGAAACACAGUAGAUACCGGAAGAACUGUGGUGUGCACCAUCCAUCAACCAAGCAUCGACAUCUUUGAUGCAUUCGAUGAGCUAUUUCUAUUGAAACGAGGAGGUGAAGAAAUAUACGUAGGUCCAUUAGGCCACCACUCUUUACAUCUCAUCGCAUACUUUGAGGGUAUCAAUGGAGUCAAUAAAAUAAAAGAUGGUUAUAAUCCAGCUACUUGGAUGUUAGAGGUGACUUCAAUAGCACAAGAAGCAGCUCUUGAGGUUGACUUUGCUCAAGUUUACAAGAACUCAGAACUAUACAGGAGAAACAAAGAAACAAUUACAGAACUGAGUACACCCCCUUGGGGAUCAAAAGAUCUAUGCUUUGCCACUCAGUACUCGCAGUCUUUCUUCACCCAAUGUAUGGCAUGCCUAUGGAAACAACACCUAUCAUACUGGCGAAACCCACCAUACACUGCAAUGAGAUUCUUGUUCACAACUAUUAUAGCUUUGCUGUUUGGGACAAUCUUCUGGCAUAUUGGCUCCAAAAGGGGAACACAACAAGAUAUAUUCAAUGCAAUGGGAUCUAUGUACAGUGCUGUCAUUUUUGUUGGUGUACAAAAUGCCACGUCAGUGCAGCCAGUAGUAGCUGUUGAGAGAACUGUCUUUUACAGGGAAAAAGCAGCAGGAAUGUACUCAGCUUUGCCUUAUGCUUUUGGACAGGUUGUGAUUGAGCUCCCAUACAUUCUUGUUCAAAGUGUCAUUUAUGGAGUCAUAGUCUACAGUAUGAUCGGAUUUGAGUGGACAGUAGCCAAAUUCUUUUGGUAUUUGUUCUUCAUGUAUUGCACCUUCUUAUACUUCACAUACUAUGGGAUGAUGACUGUAGCUGUAACUCCCAACCACAGCAUCGCAGCCAUAGUUGCUUCUGCCUUCUAUGCUGUAUGGAACCUUUUCUCCGGCUUCAUCAUUCCAAAAACAAGGAUUCCAUUGUGGUGGAGGUGGUAUGUCUACAUUUGCCCGGUAUCUUGGACUUUGUACGGAUUAGUUGCUUCACAGUUUGGAGACAUUCAGGACAGGCUUGACACGGGUGAAACAGUCAAACAAUUUGUGGUAAAUUACUUUGAUUUUAGGCAUGAUUUUGUGGGUUAUGUUGGUAUAAUUGUGGCUGGGAUAGCUGUGCUCUUUGGGUUCAUAUUUGCCUUCUCAAUUAAGGCAUUUAAUUUUCAGAACAGAUAAUAAUGAUGUAUGUAAACAACAUGCAUGGUGAAGAUUCGUGCAAUGACAAUGAUGCCUGAGACCAUAUUUUCGAAGCU